GAACACAGCCCACGCCAUAAAAACGGGCGCCAACUCAGGAACUUGCCUCUUUAUAGCUGCGGCUCAGGAGUCGGUAGGGCGUGAUAGGUCUCGAGCCUCUCUCUCCCCCUCUCCAUUUGCCUGGUGACUUUUCCAGACUUCCUUGCCCGGGACGCCUUCGGGUGGCUCGCGCCGAAGCCCCGAUGGAGUUGUACCACAAAGAGUUCGCCAGCGCCGGCCAGAAGGCUGGCUUGCAGAUCUGGAGGAUAGAGAAGCUGGAUCUGGUGCCGGUGCCGGCGCCUUUGCACGGCAACUUCUACGUGGGGGACGCCUACUUGGUGCUGCACACCGUCAAGAAGAGCAACGCCACUUUCUACAAUCUGCACUAUUGGCUAGGAAAAGAAUGCAGUCAGGAUGAAAGUACAGCAGCAGCAAUCUUUACGGUUCAGAUGGAUGAUUACCUUGGAGGAAAGCCUGUACAGCACAGGGAAAUCCAAGGAUAUGAGUCUACACAGUUUGUUGGUUAUUUCAAAGGUGGCAUCAAGUAUAAGGCAGGUGGUGUUGCCUCUGGUUUUAAACACGUAAUCACAAAUGACUUAAGUGCACGGAGACUUCUGCACAUCAAGGGCCGGAGAGUGGUGAGGGCCACCGAAGUCCCUCUCAGCUGGGAGAGCUUCAACAAAGGAGACUGCUUUAUUGUUGACCUUGGAACA
This is a messenger RNA of Gekko japonicus, 692 nucleotides long. Its product is annotated as adseverin-like. The annotation marks the transcript as partial. NCBI's taxonomy places the organism in Eukaryota, Metazoa, Chordata, Lepidosauria, Squamata, Gekkonidae. The transcript has 3 exons. Gene Ontology annotation, biological process: actin filament severing; actin polymerization or depolymerization; barbed-end actin filament capping. Gene Ontology annotation, cellular component: actin cytoskeleton; cytoplasm. Gene Ontology annotation, molecular function: phosphatidylinositol-4,5-bisphosphate binding; actin filament binding. The record is from RefSeq and is a predicted model, not a curated record.